Molecule: messenger RNA, 543 nt
Organism: Hypoxylon trugodes
Lineage: Eukaryota; Fungi; Ascomycota; Sordariomycetes; Xylariales; Hypoxylaceae
Product: Ribonuclease/ribotoxin
Exons: 1
Coding region: 1-543 (180 amino acids)
Molecular function (GO): RNA nuclease activity; RNA binding
Source: RefSeq, a predicted model, not a curated record
AUGAAGUCCUUCAGUGCAGCCUUUACACUUACCCUUCUUUUCUCCCUCGUGAACGGCCUGGUCACUCCGAUUAGAGACGCAGCUAAAGUUCGUGACCUGGAAAAUGUCUUUGAGACUCGGGAUAUAAAUGAGCUCCUUGAUACCCGUGCCACUGUUCCUACAUUCACAUUCAGCGGCUUCCCCAGCAGCGCCGUCUGCGCUGGGGUAACCUAUUCCGCCACCGACAUCCAACAAGCCGCUUCCAAAGCAGGACAACUCAGCAACGCAGGGCAAACUGUCGGAACCAACAAAUAUCCUCAUCAAUUUUUUAACCGAAAUAAUGAAAUCCCCAACUUCGAAGCUCAGUGCACAACCACCUUCCUCGAGUUCCCCAUCCUAGCGUCCAAGGCAGUCUACACCGGUGGUAGUCCGCUUACGGACCGUGUUGUGGUUAAUGUUGCGGCGGGGAGUACGGCCGGAAAUGUUGUUAUCACAUUCUGCGGCGUGAUGACCCACACAGGUGCCGCGAAGAAGAACGGCUUCGUCAGUUGCACUUGGAAAUAA